Messenger RNA from Saccostrea cuccullata (small rock oyster), 916 nucleotides. RefSeq lists its product as uncharacterized. The coding region runs from base 47 to 916 and encodes 289 amino acids. NCBI's taxonomy places the organism in Eukaryota, Metazoa, Mollusca, Bivalvia, Ostreida, Ostreidae. The record is from RefSeq and is a predicted model, not a curated record. The transcript has 5 exons.
CUAUCUUUUCUAGUCAGCCGAUUUGAUUCUCGGUGCACACGCUAAGAUGUACUCUAUGUGGACACAAUUUUGUUUGUACGAGUUUGGAAAGAUGGCAUUCAUAGUUAUAGCAUUGUGUGUGUUGAUCCUUCAUUUACUGAAAUGGGCAAGGAACUCUCAGUUCUACCAAAUGAUGAGAAAUGUCAAUUCCAAAACAUCGCCACAUAGAUAUAGGUCUACACCAGAAACCACAAAUCUUGCCCGGGUAGCAAGACUUAUCCUUGGUCCAUGCACAGAUCUGCUGCGUGAUGUCCUCAAAGGGAAAAUCUUACCAUCAAAGUUAUCAAAAACUGUCAAAAUUUUGAUUGAUGAUAUAAAAAAGAACAAAUUAAAGAAUCCCUUUAAUAAACAACAAACUGCUCUCAUCUUUCCCCUGCCAACCAAACAAUAUGGCGGGGAUUAUUCAGAUUUUGACAUUAGUUUGCUGUAUAUUCUUCUAAGUAAUGUGUGUAAAAUACCUCCACACAAUAACGGAUGGGGAAAAGAACCCUAUCCCACGGACAAUAGUGUAUCUGCCAACAUAGAAAGAAUCAGGCUGACAAGAAACAAGUACUAUGGACAUGCAGCAGAUUUCUCACUUUCAGAAUCAGAUUUUAAACAGGAAUGGCAAAACAUUCACGAUAUUACGGUUGAUUUAGAACAACACUUUGGAACUACCACUGUUUACCAAGAUGCUGUGAACGAUAUAAGAACUUGUUCUAUGGAUCCAGAGAUAGAGGCCAAAUAUAUUGAUAAACUUUUACUUAUUGAUGAAUUGUGUGAAACUGUUAAAAGUCACACGGAUGAAAUUAAGAAACUACAGCAAGAUAUCCUUCCAAAUGUUAAGGAUAAGAUUAAGAAACUACAACAUGUCAUUCCUCCAAAUGUUAAGGAUUAG